UUUAUUAUUCAGCUCAUUCAUCUGCAUUCUACAAACAGGAGAAGAUGAAAUGCCUUGCCGGUGUAGAAUUAGGUGGAACUACAUGUGUUGUGGCAAUUUCUGAUGUUAAAAAUCCAUUAGCAAUUCUACAUCGUGAAGAAUAUAAAACUGAACAGCCGAAAGUCACACUCAAUCGACUAGUUUCUUGUCUACAAGAGUUUUUGGUAAAGUAUGAUCUUCAAAGCUACGCAGCGAUCGGGAUAGCUUCGUUUGGUCCUAUAGAUCUUUGCACGGACUCUGAUACAUACGGAUUUAUUCUAAAAACGCCUAAAUUAUCUUGGCAAAAUGUUGAUGUUUUAGGCACAUUUAAGAAAUCAUUUUCGGGGGUGCCUAUCAACAUCGAUACAGACGUGAAUGCCCCCGCAGCCCUUGAGGCAAGCAUAUCUGAAUGUAAUACCGCCGUUUACGUAACAGUUGGUACGGGCGUUGGUAUUGGAGUUUAUAUAAAUGGCGCACCUGCGCAUGGGCUUUUACACCCUGAGGCAGGUCACAUGACCUGCUUUGCAAAGUCAGAUGACGACUAUAGUGGAUGUUGUCCUUUUCAUGGUAAUUGCAUCGAAGGGAUGUUAUGCUCAACAGCUCUUGCCGAAAGGGCUGGAAUCCAUCCUUCGCAACUUCAUAGUUUACUUGAUGUUCAUCCUGUAUGGGAGAUUGCUGGAUUCUAUCUCGGUCAGUUGUGUGUAAAUCUUUUGUAUACGGUUUCACCCGAUUUUAUUGUGUUGGGCGGAGGUGUGAUGGCACGAGCCGUGCUGUUCGAUAUUUGUCGAAAGAAUUUCAAAACUCUUAAUGGGGGUUAUGUUGAUGUUGGUGAGCUUUUGACCAAUGAUGGUUUGAAGAAUUACAUUCGGCCCAGUACUUUUGGAGGUGAUGCUGGGAUUGUGGGAGCAUUGAUGUUGGCUAAAUUUGCCAAGUAAUUUCAGUCCAUAAAAUUUCAAUCCAAUUUCAAUCCUUAUUCAAACGCAUAUUAAUAAUGAUCAAUGGCACAUAGCUGACAAUCAAAAUCAUAAUUUUGGUAAAACAAUACAUAAAGCUAUUUAUUAUAUUAAUUUAUAUAGAGAUAGAGAAUUGAUUUCUUAGAGGUAUUUAUUGUAAUUUAAAAGAUCUAAUCUUUUGUGGCAGUCAUAUGAGUGUGGCCCUGUGAAAUCUAAUGUAAUUUUCAUUAACUUGUCUUUGAUAAGAGGAAAUUUGAAAAAUUCCUAAAAAAACUUUUCCUCAUUUUUGAUAGAAAUUACAACAUUUCAAAUGUUUGUGAGAUCUAUCCUAGCAGUCGGCAAAGUGGUGAGUUUUGACGAAAAAAAUUACACAAAGCAUUGGAACUGAGUGAAAGCAAAAA
Molecule: messenger RNA, 1372 nt
Organism: Xenia sp. Carnegie-2017
Lineage: Eukaryota; Metazoa; Cnidaria; Anthozoa; Malacalcyonacea; Xeniidae
Product: putative fructokinase
Exons: 1
Coding region: 45-953 (302 amino acids)
Source: RefSeq, a predicted model, not a curated record